ACUAUUCUCCAUGCAGUCGGUUGCAUUUUUUUUAGCAGGUUUGCAUGACUCUCCUGCCGCCUCUCCACCCGUCUCCACAGCCGGAAGUCUGUCAGGAUGGUCUAUUGGUUUUUUUCUCAUCGCUUCAGUUUUUUUUAUUCUUUUUUUUUUUUUCGCUUGUUAUUUUUUUCCCAAACCAGGAGGGCACUAAAGGCACACUGUGCUGUCUGCUAGCUAACUGUAUGUUAAUCAGUACGGCGGGCCUGAUUACAAGAUAAAUGAUGGAAGAGUCUCAUUUUAAUUCAUCGUAUUUCUGGUCUCCCAUCCCCACUGUGCCAGGACAGAUUGAGAAUGCCAUGUUCCUGAACAAGGUGAAAGAGCAACAGGAAAAGAGUGCUUCCUUUCCUCCUUCCUCUGCAUCCCACUAUCAAACAGCUCUUCUCACCAUCCCCACCUCUGGGACAAAGACAGAUGGAGGAGGGCAGGCUGGUAGUGUGGCACAACUCCACCCUCCUCACAGCUCCCAGAACCUGCUGCCUGUGCCGUCCACAGGCAUCAUGACAGCAGCGGGUCUGGUCAUCACAACCCCUCAGGGAACACUUGUCUCUCCCACCUCCUCUCAGUCAUUUGUCUCUGGUCAUCCAGCCACGACCAUGAUUGUUUCGGCACUCCAUCCUCCAGACAAAAAAGAUGUGGACGGUGCGUCUCAUGUAGUUGUGAUGCCGGCACCCUCCAAACGAGGCAGGAAAAAGAAGACAACAGUGUCCAGUGUUGGUCCUGUGGGACAUGGAAAUGAAGCCUUGAUACUGGCUCAUCUGACAGCUGGUGGUCAGGUGACAACUUUGCAGCAACACACUAGAGACCCCUAUGUCCUGUCAAAUGAAGAGGUCCAUGGCCCAAAAGAUACCACAAAGACAUACAGGUGCCGGAUGUGUGCGGCGACCUUCCUCAGUAAGUCUGACAUGCAGAUCCACUCCAAGUCGCACACAGAGGCCAAACCUCACAAGUGUCCCCACUGCGCCAAGUCAUUCGCCAACUCCAGCUACCUGGCCCAGCACAUCCGCAUCCACAGCGGGGCCAAGCCUUACUCCUGCUCCUACUGCCAGAAAUCUUUCAGGCAGCUCAGUCAUUUACAGCAGCACACACGGAACCACACAGAGUCGAAGCCUCACAAGUGUCCCCAUUGUACCAAGUCAUUUGCCAACUCCAGCUAUCUGGCCCAACAUGUCCGCAUCCACACCGGAGUGAAACCCUACACCUGCUCCUACUGCCAGAAGAGCUUCAGACAACUUAGUCACCUUCAACAGCACAACAGGAUUCACACCGGAGAUCGGCCAUACAAGUGUACCCAUCCUGGUUGUGAGAAAUCCUUCACUCAACUUUCAAAUUUGCAGUCCCACCGGCGUCAGCACAACAAGGACAAGCCCUACAAGUGCCCUAACUGCAAUAAAGGAUAUAUAGAUGCAGCAAGCUUGGAGGUGCACAUGUCUACACACACAGUCAAACAUGCGAGGAUCUACUCGUGUGGUCUCUGCAACCGCACUUAUACCUCAGAGACGUAUCUGGUGAAACACAUGGAGAAACACAAUCCAGACCAGUUGACUGCAUCAGCAGUUGCGGCAGGGCAGUCGGCACAACAGAACCAAAGCCAGGGCCAGGCUGGAACUCAGAGCCAGGUAGAGAGUGCAGAUGGAGGGUCAAGCCGUCCUGGUGGAGUUGGGAGCGGAGGAGCAAGCGGAGGCCAGCAGGGGCAAAGCCAGAGCAGCUACCCCCAGACAGAAACCAUCUCCUGUCCAUUUGAGCUGCACCAGUAUAAGACAAUGGCUGCCAGUGACAUCCAGUACAAACCAGUCACUGUAGCGGACAUUACUUCCAACAAGGACCUCUGUCUCACUGUGUCAGCAUCCACCAUUCAAGUAGAGCACCUCAACCCUUAGAGGUGAUGACAGAAGGGAGUUUGAGGGCUGGAGAUGUUAAAAUUAAUUCAAGAAAUGGAGGAUGGAGUGUCAAAGAAUAAAAGCAAUACUAGGUUGAUACAAGGACUUUGGAACACCCAAAUGAGUGUGCCGAAAUGAUGGUUUGAGACAGACAAGGACAAGGGAUAUGGGGACACAGUAUACUGAAGGCCGCAAUUUUGUUUUAUCUUUUUGUCUUUCUUUCCUUCUGCCACGUUUGAUUUGUUUCCCCGUUUGCUUAGUUGUCCUGUCUGAGUAGAGAGUGCAUGUAAAGGCUGCAAUAAAGUAUGUUUCAGUCCAUCAUGGUGAUGGUUUUAUGAUAGAGGAGAGAAACAAAGAGACUGUGCUUCUCUCUAUUGUUGUUUUAUCACCUACUGCUCUUCCCUACAAAUACAGCUUUGGCCACAACAAUUCAUAGCCUGUGUUGAUGAAAUUAGUAGCUGAGUGUGAAGGUAAAUUUUUAUACUUUCAUACAGAGACUGUCAGUUUUUACAUCAGCAUUAAUACUUCUACUGUACUGUUGUAAAAUACAUGACCACAGUUCAUUCUUUUUAACCCUAAAAGGGACGUAGAGGUUAUUUCCUUUUCAGGAAAGAAAAAUAUAAAUCAAGUAUAUAUAAAUAUAUACUACCAGUUCAUAAAGUAUGAUUGUGUGCUUAAAGGAUGUGGCAAUUCAUAUAAUCUACCCCUUUUGCAGGCUGGCCUACACAUGACCUUCAGGGUUGUGAUGAGCCGGGUAACGUUUCAUGUAAUCCUACUGUACUGCUUCGUGUCUAUGUCCUGACAAGUAAUGUUAUCCAAAUGUGUUCCUGCUCUUAUACUUCCACAAUGACAAUGUUUAUAAUACUUCUUUAUAGACAUACUGACACAUCUGAAAUUUUUGUUUUUUGGCUUACAAUAAACUAUAUGAAAUGUU
Scatophagus argus is the source of this 2850-nucleotide messenger RNA. RefSeq names its product zinc finger protein 384 b (gene znf384b). The coding region runs from base 258 to 1916 and encodes 552 amino acids. The record is from RefSeq and is a predicted model, not a curated record. Gene Ontology annotation, molecular function: RNA polymerase II cis-regulatory region sequence-specific DNA binding; DNA-binding transcription factor activity, RNA polymerase II-specific. Gene Ontology annotation, cellular component: nucleus. Lineage: Eukaryota; Metazoa; Chordata; Actinopteri; Scatophagidae. Gene Ontology annotation, biological process: regulation of transcription by RNA polymerase II. The transcript is spliced from 11 exons.